This is a messenger RNA of Electrophorus electricus (electric eel), 4195 nucleotides long. RefSeq names its product eukaryotic translation initiation factor 4, gamma 2a (gene eif4g2a). Gene Ontology annotation, molecular function: protein binding; mRNA binding; translation initiation factor activity. The record is from RefSeq and is a predicted model, not a curated record. Lineage: Eukaryota; Metazoa; Chordata; Actinopteri; Gymnotiformes; Gymnotidae. Gene Ontology annotation, cellular component: eukaryotic translation initiation factor 4F complex.
AUGGUUGGACGCUUGCAGAGGGCCAGACUGACAGUGCCCGAGGCUGCGCUGUAUAAAAGAGCAGCUCCACUAGGCAAGCAGAGCUGUCGGCAUGGAGUCAGGGGUCUGUCAUCUGUAUCUCCUCAUUUGCAGGGACGUGCGGCCAAGCCAGCUGGCCUGAGGAAAGUGAACCUGGGCAGGAAGCUUUGUCGUUUUUUCCACCCUGCCCUUUCGAUAUUAUUCUUUUUGAGUAUCCUUCGUUGUCAAGCCGCCAAAGUGGAGAGUGUGAUUGCAGAGGGGGGUGCUUCUCGUUUCAGUGCUUCUUCGGGGGGAGGAGGUGGUAGGGGUGCACCUCAGCACUAUCCCAAGACUGUCGGCAACAGCGAGUUCCUGGGGAAAACCCCAGGGCCUAGCGUUCAGAGAUGGGUUCCUUCACGAAGCACUAGACGAGAUGUCAGCUCCUCCAAUGAAAAAGAACGACAUGAUGCAAUCUUCAGAAAAGUGAGAGGCAUACUGAAUAAGCUGACCCCUGAGAAGUUUGACAAGUUAUGCCUUGAGCUUCUGAAUGUGGGUGUGGAUUCAAAGCUUGUCCUCAAAGGAAUCAUCUUGCUGAUUGUAGACAAAGCCCUUGAAGAGCCCAAGUAUAGCUCGCUAUAUGCUCAGCUAUGUCUGCGGUUGGCAGAGGAUGCACCAAACUUUGACAACCAAUCAUCUGAGAUCCAGUCAUCACAAAAACAGAGCACUACAUUCAGGAGACUUUUGAUUUCAAAGCUUCAAGAUGAAUUUGAAAACCGUGCCAGAAAUGUUGAAAUCUAUGACAAAAACGAUGGCCCUCUUACCUCUGAGGAAGAGGAGCAGCGUGCCAUCGCCAAGAUCAAGAUGCUGGGAAACAUCAAGUUCAUUGGAGAACUGGGCAAACUCGACCUUAUCCAUGAGUCUAUCCUUCAUAAGUGCAUCAAAACACUUCUGGAAAAGAAGAAAAGAAUCCAGCUCAAGGAUAUGGGGGAGGAUCUGGAGUGCCUCUGUCAGAUAAUGAGAACUGUGGGGCCUAGGCUCGAUCAUGAGAAAGCCAAGUCUUUAAUGGAUCAGUACUUUGGCCGCAUGCGAUCCUUAAUGAACAACAAGGACUUACCUGCACGGAUUCGCUUCCUGCUGCAGGAUACUGUAGAGCUGCGUGAGAACAGCUGGGUGCCGCGGAAAGCUUUUAUUGAUAAUGGACCUAAAACCAUCAACCAGAUCCGCCAGGAUGCAGUCAAGGAUUUGGGUGUGUUUAUACCAGCUAUGACCUCAGGAAUGAGGACUGACUUCUUUCAAGAUAGCCCCUUCAUGCCACCAAGGAUGAACAGAGAAACUCUUGGAGGAUUAGCUGACAUGUUUGGACAAAUGCCAGGUAGCGGGAUUGGGACUGGGCCUGGGGUUAUUCAGGACAGGUAUUCUCCCACCAUGGGCCGUCAUCGCACAAAUCCACUCUUCAACGGCCAUGGUGGUCAUAUGGCUCCUGCUCCACAGUCUCAGUUUGAUAAGCCUUUUAUGAAACCCAAUCAGGGACAGAAUAUGCUGUUCCAGAACCAGACUCAUUCAUCUCAACAGCAAGCUCAGUCCAAGGAUAUGCCACCUCGCUUCACCAAGAAAGGACAGCUAAAUGCUGAUGAGAUCAGCCUGAGACCAGCUCAGUCAUUUCUAAUGAACAAAGCCCAGGUGCCAAAACUGCAGCCCCAGCUCCCUACCAUGAUUCCCCCCAGCGCACAGCCUCCACGCACAGCCACGCCUCCGCUCGGACAGCCACCACAGCUUGGCCUGAAAACCAACCCACCUCCAAUACAGGAGAAACCUCAGAAGACCAACAAAAAACCACCUCCUGCCAAAGAGGAGCUGCUCAAGCUGACCGAGACGAUCGUGAAGGAGUAUUUAAGCAGUAAGAACAUUGGUGAUGCUGUGAAUGGCAUGAGGGAGAUGAGGGCUCCUAAACACUUCCUGCCAGAGAUGCUGAGCAAAAUCAUUGUCUGCUCGCUCGAUAGCCAAGACGAGGAUAAAGAUCACGUCAGCCGUUGGAUCCACGCCCUCCGUACUGAGGCUGUCAUCACUGGAGAGAACUUCAUGCAGGCUUUUCUUAACAUUUUGGACCAGUGCCCCAAGCUUGAGGGUGAUAUCCCCCUGGUGAAGUCCUACCUGGCACAGUUCGCUGCCCGUGCCAUCAUCGCUGAGCUCAUGAGCGUUGCGGACCUGGCCCAUCCUCUGGAGAACGGCACCCACUUCCCCCUCUUCUUGCUCUGCCUUCAGCAAACAGCCAAGCUGAAGGAUCGGGAGUGGCUGACUGAUCUGUUCCAGCAGAGCAAAGUCAACAUGCAGAUGAUGUUGCCAGAGAUAGACCAGAACAAAGACCGCAUGCUGGAGAUUUUGGAGGGAAAGGGCCUGAGCUUCUUGUUCCCACUCAUGAAACUGGAGAAGGAGCUACUGAAGCAGAUUAAAGCAGACCCAGCUCCCCAGUCCAUCUACAAGUGGAUCAAGGACAAUAUUUCACCGAAGCUUCACACCGAUAAGGGUUUCGUCAACAUCUUGAUGACCAGCUUUUUGCAGUAUAUUUUCCAUGAGAUGUAUUCCACCGAGGGCGACGAGCAGUUAUCGGCGCCUUCGAAAGAACAGCUUGACCAGGAGAAGCAGCUGCUACUUGCCUUCAAACCGGUGAUGCAAAAAUUCCUGCAUGAUCAUGUGGACCUGCAAGUCAGUGCUCUGUACGCACUGCAAGUGCACUGUAAUACCAAGGCUUUUCCCAAAGGAAUGUUACUGCGCUACUUUGUCAACUUCUAUGAUAUGGAGAUAAUUGAAGAAGAAGCCUUCCUUGCAUGGAAAGAAGAUAUUACCCAAGAGUUUCCUGGGAAAGGCAAAGCUUUGUUCCAGGUGAACCAGUGGCUUACCUGGCUGGAGACGGCCGAGGAGGAGGAGUCUGAAGAGGAGGCUGACUGACUAAGAAACCAGCCAAAGCCUUACCAUGCAAAGAUGUAACUGUUGUAUUGUCGUUGGGUUUUUGUUUUUUUAACCCCCUUAACUCACUGUAUUGUCACCUUCUUCCCUUCUGAUCCCCUUUCGUUGUAUAACCCUUUACUUCAAAUCACCUGCAUCGCUGAACUUCAUUCUGCUGUACUUUUUCCCCUCCCCUUCCUGCUUUCUUCAUUUAAAGCAUGUAAUGAUUUACUGUCUGUUCCAAAACACCUAAGAAAUGGUAUUGGCGGCUUGAAACUGCUCGUUUUGUUUUUGCUUUUUUGUUUGUUUUGGGUUUUUUUUUUGUUUUGUAUCUGCAAGAAUCUUUCCUGCUGCUGUUCACUAUAACACAACUGUAGAAACGCACUUUGUGCUCAGUGUCAUGAGUUGUUGCAAUAUGCUCCUGUGAUUGUUAUAGAAAAUCCUCAACUGUAAUCAUUGGUAACCAUACAUUUAGUCACCAGUUUGUUUCUACCUCUUUUUAGCAACGGGUUUAGUACGCUGGGUUGAAUUCAGUCCCUCAACAGGGGAGGGAGAUGUAAAAGAACUCUCCAAACCUGUGCGGUGCUUACGUUUAUGAUGGGGGGGGGGGACACGAUUUACUUUCUUGCUCUGAUUUUGGAUGGUAAGGAUUUUUUUGUGUCUGUGAGGUGGUAAGGCUUUUUUUUGUGUGUAUAUGGAAAGCUAUUGGUGAAGAAAUGGUUAUACAGCCCUUUCAGCUUUUUUUUUUGUUUGUUUGUUUGUUUUAAAUCAGCCCUUGUUUGUCCCCUCCAUUUCUUGUCAAACUUUGAUACUUGAAUUUUUUUUUUUUUCUCUUUACAGCAUGUUCAGGGAUUACCAAACAUGGCCUGUUCAGAUGCAACAACUUUUGAUUGGAACAGCAAUGUUUAAAUAUGAACUUUUAAAUUAAAACAAUACUUUUUAAUUGGUAAAAUAAAGUUAGAAAUGAAAUUGAUUAUGUCCACUUUGCGAACCACUGCUUAUGAACCUAAAAGUCUGUUUGCCAUAAUAUCUAAUAGAUAUUUAUUGAACUUUAUCAUGGGGAAGAAAAAAAAAAACAUUUGAUGCUUUAUCAUUUAGGUAGAGAAAUAACAAUUGAUGCAACUGGCAUACAUCUGUACAAUGAGCUACGUGCUAUUUAAAGUGUUACUGUAAGACGUAAGAGCUCAGAAUGUUCUGUGUACCACUUGCUUAACUUUCAAUAAAGAUGCACACCAGGAUUGAGUGGCUUUGUUUA